UCACGUAGGGACAUACCAUUACACGGUACAAAGGUACGCACACUCUGCGUGUCGACAUAGCCAAGACCUGAGUUCGCCCCAGCAGAUACCAGUGCUGUUGGCAUAACAGUCCGGUUUGCACAGUCUACGUUCCCAUAGGAAAGCCUGUCUCCUUCCAGCAGGACCACUACGCUCUUGCAGAGACGUGCCAAUGUUCAGACGGUUGUGGAAACCAGUUGUGGGCACUGCCGUAUUGGUUGGUGCGCCAGGCUACCUCUACUUCAAGUACACCUCCAAGCCCAAGCCAAGAGAAACAUUUGACCUCUCCGUGAGGGUUAGAGGACCUGACGGCAAAGCCUCUAUGUCCACUCGUGCCAUUCAACUUCUAAUCAAAGAAGAAGUCGAGGAGCGGUUACAUGAACGUGCCCAAGCGACGUCGGUCUUACGUCGUGGCAUUGUUUGGAAGCAACAUACAGCACAUCUCGCGUCGAAUAACCCAAUAGAGGACGCUAAUGCAAGCAAGAUUGUGGAACGUGAUCCAUCAGAGUUGUCUCCUCCAGGAGACAUACUAUUCUUCGCUGUCAUGGAUGGUCAUGGAGGUUAUCACACUUCACGUCUACUGUCGCGGGUUCUCAUUCCAGCAGUCGCUCUUGAGCUUGACCUACUCAUUCGAGAGCCAUCCGCUAUCAUUCCGAAGUCGGGAACGUUGACGAACUUAAAAGCCCUGCUGUCUCCCGCCGCGGCUACCCAGAUACCAUUCGACGCGAACCCUCAAUUUGUAUCUCUUGCAAUACAGAGGGCAUUCACGAAUCUGGACUCAGAAAUCGUCGACGCUCCUCUUCGAUUUCUAGCUCAGACCAUGGUACAAGAAGGCACUAAGGAGCAGCCUAUACCGGACCUGAGCAAGCACCCAUUGGCGGAGGCCAUGUUGCGGCCUGCCAUUUCAGGUAGCUGCGCGCUGCUCGCAAUGUUUGACACAGCACACAAGAAUCUCUAUGUCGCGUUGAGUGGAGAUAGCCGUGCAGUUGCUGGUGUAUGGGAACAAACGCCCGAUGGAGCCGGCUUCUGGCGAGUUGACGUGCUCACUGAAGACCAGACCGGCCGUAAUCCAAAUGAGCUGCGAAGGAUGCAAGCCGAGCACCCCGCUGACGAAGCUGACACUGUCAUCAUGAGAGGACGUGUUCUCGGUGGGCUCGAACCCAGCCGUGCAUUUGGCGAUGCGCGGUAUAAAUGGCCGGCUGACGUUCAAGCCCUUCUGAACAAGGCAUUCUACGAGGGCAGCGGCCAGUCCAUGCGGCCUACUCCCGCGCUGCUCAAGACACCACCAUACGUCACGGCGCGUCCGGUGGUGACACAUCGCGAUCUUUCCUUCCUCCCUUCUUCCGGCUCUGUGCCUAAACAGAAACCCAAAUCGACAAUGAAGUUUGUCGUGCUCGCUACUGACGGUCUCUGGGACGAGUUGACGUCCGAGGAGGUCGUCGCGCUAGUAGGUGGGCACCUCGCUGGGCUCAAGGGCACAAUUUCCAAGUCGGAGCUGUCGCACCUCGUACCGACGACGACGGGCAACACGAUUGAGGGCAAGGAUAAGCGGCAGCGGAGUGCUGAAGAGAGCUCUUGGGCCUUCGUCGACAGCAAUGUCAGCACGCACUUGAUCAGGAACGCGUUUGGUGGUGGAGAUGAGGUGAAGCUGAGGCAGCUGUUGAGCAUCCCGUCGCCUUUAUCGAGGAAAUACAGGGACGAUAUUACUGUGACGGUCGUGUAUUGGGAAGAGGGCCAAGAGGAUAAUGCAAGGACGUCUACGUUUACGACUAACGAUCAAGUCAAGGCUAAGCUGUAAUAGUAGCCGAAUAAACAGACCCCAUCUUUC
Messenger RNA from Phanerochaete carnosa HHB-10118-sp, 1846 nucleotides. RefSeq lists its product as uncharacterized. Gene Ontology annotation, biological process: protein dephosphorylation. The transcript is spliced from 4 exons. Bases 191 to 1816 code for a protein of 541 amino acids. Gene Ontology annotation, molecular function: protein serine/threonine phosphatase activity. The record is from RefSeq and is a predicted model, not a curated record. NCBI's taxonomy places the organism in Eukaryota, Fungi, Basidiomycota, Agaricomycetes, Polyporales, Phanerochaetaceae.